CCUCAUCAAAAUUAUACUCUCAAUUAUUGCUUUUGCUGCUUCUUUCCCCUCAAUUAUUGUUUCUUCUUAUCCCUCUCCUCCAGCCACAUCCACAGCAAACCAAAAACUUGUGCAUCGUUCCUACUCGCAGCUGGCAUAGCUAUGGAACCAGCUUUGUUGACUGCUGUGUCUCUCUUCAUGGGUCCGUGGGUGGCUGAUCUCAACAAGAAACUCAAAGAAGUAGUUGGUAUUGAAGGGAGGAUGGCGAAGCUCAGGGAGUUGUCAACAAUUAUCGACGCGGUGAUCCAAGAUGUUGAGGCCUGCUCUGUGAGGGAUGCCACUGCGAAGGACUUGCUAAGGAAGCUCAAAUACUUGGCCUACGACCUGGAGGAUGUUGUGGAUUACUACGACACCGAAACUUUGCGGAAGCAAAGAUCAAAAGCAUAUUCCAGGCCAGUGCGCGAUUUCUUCUCUUCUAAUAAUAAUCAACUUGUAUUUAAGAGUAAGAUAAGUGGCAUGAUAAAAGCAGUAACUGAGAAUCUAGAUUCUAUUUUGCUGCAAAGGUCAAUUCUUCUUAAUUUGCCACAAGGCACUGUCCGGAUGUCACCAAUUGCCUACAGAGAGAUCCACUCGCACAAUAGCUUGGCUGUUAUAGGGAGAGACACAGAGAAGGAGAUGAUUAUCAAGAUGUUAACAGAUGAGGAAGGAAGCAGCAAUGGUACAAUGAAGGUCAUCGCCAUCGUUGGGAUGGGUGGCCUGGGGAAGACUACACUUGCUCGUCAUGUUUUCAAAGAUGAGAGGGUGAAAACUCAUUUUGGAGAGCUUAACAUGUACUGGAAAGUUGUUGGAGAAGAAUUUGAUCCUACAAAGAUAAUGAAAUCUAUUUUUGAACUGGCUACUGGUGCACCGGUCAACAUCUCAGAACCAGAGUUAGUGAAGAGGGAAUUAGAAAAGGCCUUAUUAGAGAAGAGAUUUCUGCUCGUGUUGGAUGAUGUAUGGAAUGAAGAUAAAUCACAGUGGACGGCACUGGAAGCCGCCUUAACAUGUGGGGCAAGAGGAAGUAAAGUUUUAGUGACUACCCGUAGUCGAGAGGUCUCUUCGAUCAUGGGCUCAUUCAAUACCCACCAAAUACAGCAGUUGUCCCGGGAUGAUUGUUUGUCCUUGUUUCGGCGAUUUGCUUUUGGAGACGAAGAACCAAAUAAGAACUUGAUGAAAAUCGGUGAAAAGAUUGUUGAGAAAUGUGGCGGUGUGCCCUUGGCUGCCGUAUCUCUUGGCAGCACGCUCCAUAGCAUUCGAGAUGAAACUUAUUGGUCCUCUGUAUUGAACAGUGAAAUAUGGCAGCUUGGUGAUGAGGGCGAGAAAUUCUUAGCUGUGCUCAAGUUGAGCUACGACGCUCUCCCUCCACGCUCAAAGAAGUGCUUUGCAUUUGCCUCCCUAUUCCCAAAGAACCGUAUGAUGAGCAAAGAUGAGUUGAUUCAGUUGUGGACAGCAAAUGGUUUCGCAUCUUCAGAAGGGAAUUUUGAUGCUGAAACAGUUGGCAACCGCAUCUUUGAUGAUCUAGUACUGAGGGCAUUCUUUCUCUUGGCACCUUCCAAAGAGUGCGAUGAGUGCACAAUGCAUGAUUUGAUGCAUGAGUUGGGACGAUCAGUAGCUGAAGAUGAAUAUCACAAUCGCAAUGAUUAUAAGAAAAAAGAGAAUAUAAAGAUAACGGACCAUUUAUUCAAAAAGCCGUUGUACUUGCGCACCCUAUUAUUGAGAAAUUGUUUUCCAUUUGGGAAAUUCCAGCUGCUUCAGCUCGUCUUCUCAAAAUUAAAAUUCUUGCGGGCGUUAGAUUUGAGCAAAAAUGGCUUCACAGAGGUGCCAACAUCAGUUGGAAAUUUGAUACAUUUGAGGUACCUCAACUUGUCUGAUAAUUGCAUUAAAUUUCUACCUGACGCCAUUACUCUUCUCCAGAAUUUGCAAUAUCUCAAUUUCACUAAGAAUCCCCUUGAAGAGUUACCAAAAAAAUUAAGGAAUAUGCAAAGCCUUCGGUAUCUGGAUUUCGAUCUUUACAAAUUGACUCACAUGCCCCUUGGAUUGUCACGACUGACUAGUCUUCGAAGUUUAUCAUGCUUUGUUAGUGAUGAUAAUAUAACUGGCUCAUGUUCAAUUACCGAACUUGAGGAUUUGAAGCUUCAUGGAAAAAUGAAAAUCAAAUUUUCUGGGAAUUUCAGUAAUUAUUCUUGUGGUGGAAGAAAAAUUUUGAAGAAUAAAGAUUUUAAUGAAUUAUCCUUAUCCUUUAAUUAUUCGGUCACUAAUGACAUGAGCAUGCUGGAUGAUCUUUGCCCCAACACGAGUUUAAAGAAGUUGCAGAUAUCCAAAUAUGGGAGCCAACAAUUUCCAACAUGGUUCAUGAAGUCACAGUUACCAAAUUUGGUUGAAGUAAUUCUCGAAGAUUGCAAAAUUUGUGAGCAUAUUCCUCAUUUUGGAAAUCUCCAAUUUCUUAGAAAGCUUGUCCUAGAUGAUAUAGGUGGCGUGAAACACUUGGGUGCCGAGUUCCAUGGGCACGGCGGCUUUCCUUCCCUCCAAAAACUCGAGUUGCUUUCGAUGUUUGAUUUAGAGGAAUGGUCAGAGUCUGAUAGUGUCGAUGAGUUGUUCCCUCUAUUGAACAAACUGCAGAUUGACGAUUGCCCUAAAUUGGAAACCGUGCCAAGGCUUCCAAGAAUCAAACAACUUGCACUAUUUAAUUGUAGCAAGAGCCUGAUGUCAGGUGUUGGAAGAAUGACUUCUCUUUCUCAUCUCAUACUGGAGGGCAUGAAGGACAUGACAUAUCUCCCAAGUGGCUGCUUAAGAAACCUCACAUCCUUGAUGACAUUGGAAAUUCGAGGGUGCAAUGAACUCCAAUUUCUUCCUUGGGAUGAGAUGCAGCUCCUACCAAAGCUUCACUCAUUGUCCAUCAAGAAAUGUGACAAUCUGUGUCUUAAAAAUCAUGACAGUGACACAUUACAGCUAGAUAUGCUUGUACAAAUCCUGAAUUCAGUGCAUGAAUUCGACAUUCAGAUCCGUGGCAAGAAUGUGAAUUCAUCAUUUUUCUCACAAAAUAAUGUCCAAAGUCAUCAAGGCAUCAUUAAGUAUUUGUUGUUGUGAUGAAUUGGAAUCCUUGAUGACGGCAACACCAUCAACCAGUGUGCUAGAAGAUCUAUUCAUAUAUGAUAUCCCCAAUCUAACGACCUUACCUGAAUGGCUACAACAUCUCAGAUCACAUUGUAAGCUAUCGAUCAAAAACUGCCCCCAAUUAGAAUAUGAUAUUCCAAGGGGUUUACUGGACCUCCGUUAGCUGAAAUUUUUGCUCAUUGAUGAGCGUUGCUUGCAACUGGAAAGAAGAUGCGGAGACCGGAGAAGAUUGGCCGAACAUUUCUUUUGUGCCCACCUAUCCAUAUUCAAGAGCCCAUAUAUAGUGAUCAAGAAAUCUCAAAUCUGUGGACCAUUUGAUAGGUUCUUCAGAGUCGAUCCCACAAGAUCGAGAGGUAAGAUAUAAAUAAUUUGCUUCUUUUUUUUUAUCUACAAUAUGAUUAUUUAUCUAUUUAUUUAAAAAAUAAAGGAGUGUUCAGACAUAAUUAAAAUUGACAGCGAGGAAGCAGACCAAUUCGUUCUACGCACUCUUGGACCGGUUGUUACUUGUUAGGGGUUUUGCUAAAUAUUUCUUUUAAAUUGACUUUGUGCAUAAUUAGAAUUGUUAUAAACAAAAGAUAUGUGAUUAGCUGUGGAAUUAUUUUUAAAAUAAAAUCAUUGUUAAACUUUUCACUACUCUUAUUGCCUCUUGUGAUUAUCAGCAGCCAUUAACCGAUUUGAUUGAAUUGAUGAACUCAAUUGGCUUGACUCUCUCCCAUCAACUGCAUCUCCUUCAUUUGUACUGGGAAAGGGAGCGAGCUUUAAACCAUCGUUGACGGUGCUUUUUUGCUGCAACAAUAUCGAGCAUUUAUUUGUGUGGUGAUUAAUGCACUCUUCUUCUUUUCCUCACAAAAGUGAAUGACUUUAGUUUACUUUCUGAAGCAAAGACAGGCGUUUCAGCAAACACAUUGAAAAGAAACCAAAAAAAUGUCAAUAUGCAUUCACUCUUUUCGUUACAGUCUGAGUUAGAACUGCAAGCAGUAGCCAAGAACUGUAGGUCUGUGGGAAUUUUCUUGAAAUACUUUCUUUUUCUUUAUUGUUCUUCUCAUGCUCUCUUUGUAACCUGACCAAAUGUAGUGAUAGCAUAAGAAGCAACGAGCUUCCAAA
Messenger RNA from Zingiber officinale, 4236 nucleotides. Its product is annotated as putative disease resistance protein RGA4. Gene Ontology annotation, molecular function: ADP binding; protein binding. The record is from RefSeq and is a predicted model, not a curated record. NCBI's taxonomy places the organism in Eukaryota, Viridiplantae, Streptophyta, Magnoliopsida, Zingiberales, Zingiberaceae. The coding region runs from base 142 to 3105 and encodes 987 amino acids. The transcript has 2 exons. Gene Ontology annotation, biological process: defense response to other organism.